AUGGCAGCUGAGGCAGAAGCCAGGGCUGCUCAGCUGAGACACCCCUCCCCGCCCCAACCCUGCACCAUCACCUCCCAUACAGGGGCCUCCAUCGACUACGAGCAAACGUCAGCCACAUACAGCCACGACAAGGCUCGCUCUUACUGGAACUGGAUCCGGCUGUGGAACUAUGCGCAGCCCCCGGACGUGAUCCUUGAGCCCAACGUGACGCCUGGCAACUGCUGGGCCUUCUCGGGUGACAGAGGCCAGGUGACCAUCCAACUGGCCCAGAAGGUCUACCUGUCCAACCUGACACUGCAGCACAUCCCCAAGACCAUCUCACUGUCAGGCAGCCUGGACACUGCCCCCAAGGACUUCGUCAUCUACGGCAUGGAAGUUUCCCCAAAGGAGGAGGUGUUCCUGGGGGCGUUCCAGUUUCAGCCCGAAAACACCAUUCAGAUGUUCCAGCUCCAGAACCACCCUCCCAGGACUUUUGGAGCAGUCAAGGUGAAGAUAUCGAGCAACUGGGGGAACCCACGCUUCACCUGCCUAUACCGAGUGCGUGUGCACGGCUCUGUGACUCCACCCAGAGAGCAGCCUAACUAG
Balaenoptera musculus (blue whale) is the source of this 585-nucleotide messenger RNA. It is a transcript of the gene SUN5, whose product is annotated as Sad1 and UNC84 domain containing 5. The transcript is spliced from 5 exons. Gene Ontology annotation, cellular component: nuclear envelope; meiotic nuclear membrane microtubule tethering complex. Gene Ontology annotation, biological process: nuclear envelope organization. The coding region runs from base 1 to 585 and encodes 194 amino acids. The record is from RefSeq and is a predicted model, not a curated record. Gene Ontology annotation, molecular function: protein-membrane adaptor activity. NCBI's taxonomy places the organism in Eukaryota, Metazoa, Chordata, Mammalia, Artiodactyla, Balaenopteridae.